GCAAGAGGGGUCCUGCCUCUGCAAAUUGCCCGCCCCUUCCUUGUGGCCUCUUGUGCAAUCGAUCCUCUCGGCUGCCUCCCAAUUCUGCUCGCAUUGUUUUCUCCUGCUGCUCGGCUACAAAAAUCAGAAUUCCCUCACCCUUUGUCUGGUCUCAAGCUCGGCAUUCCCAAGAGUUCAAACCCGUUUUUCCCAGGAUUCCUUUCUCGGCUCCCAUCACAACCGAAGCACAUCUGCUGUGAGCUCUACGCAAGGCCAGCAAACCCCGCGUUCGUUCGACCGUCUAGUGAGCCUUCAGUCGUCACCUCGGGCCUUCCCGCAUCCAACCAGGUUGCAUUCAAGCAUACGUACAAGCACCCAAGCCCUCCAAGACCACCAAGUCUCUCACCGACACACCCGGACAAAGACUUGACCCUCAUCGACAACUUUUGCAACCUAGGCAAAGAGCCAAGAUAUUAGACACCAGUCCUAACCAUGUCUUUCUUCAAGAAGCUCACCAAGGAGUUUGAGGACCUCAAGACCUCUUUUUCCGAUGACAAGAAGGACGAGAAGAAGCCCGAAGAGUCACCCGCUCCUCAGCACCAGUCCAGUGAUACUCGCAGCUACUACCCCUCUCAGGCUGCACAGCCCCAACAUACCGAUUCCGGCUACAGCAACGGCCACAGCAGCUACGCCCCGAACCCCGCUUCCGAGUCCCGGCCCUCCCCCGCUCCGGCUCCCGACGGCCCACCUCCCAUGGCUGCGCCCUCCGUCCCUCCCGGCUGGGUUGCCCAGUGGAACGCCCAGUACCAACGUUGGUUCUACGUUGACCACAACACGGGCCGUUCGCAAUGGGAGCACCCUGCUCCGCCUCCUCCCUCAGCACCUCCGGUUGGCCCCCGCCCGGGCGAUGAGCAUUCCGGCACUAGAGCUUUCGGUUCUCCCGCCCCUGGUGGCCACGGUGGUAGCUACUACGGGCAGCAGCCCACCCCCGGUUCGGGCUACGAUUCCCCAGCCCCUGGAGGCUAUGGAGCUCCUUCGCCUUACGGCCAACCAGGCGGCUAUGGAGCCCCUUCACCUUAUGGUCAGCCUAGUUACGGACAGCCUGGCUACGGUCAGCCCGGUCAUGACCAGUCUCGCGCCUACGGGAACGACCCCUACAAUGGUCACGGCACCGAGCAAAAGAAGAGCAGCAGUGGCAUGCUCCUAGGUGCAGCUGGUGGACUCGCUGUCGGUGCCGUCGGCGGUGCUCUGAUCGCCAAUGCCAUGAAUGACUCGGAUGACGAAGCUCAACAGCAGCAGGCUGCUGCGGCCGCCGCGCCCCCUCCUGAGCAAGCCUACUACGCCCCACCUCCCGAGCAGAAUUACUACGCACCGCCCCCUCAGGCUGAUGAGCCCGCCUUUGAGGACGGCCCUCCUCCUGUUCUUGGCGCCACGGAUGCCGACGGAAACUCUGUCGAUUCGAGUGAUCGCGAGGAGGUUGCUGAGGCUCGUGCCGAGUAUGAAGAGGCCCUGGCCGCCGCCGCCGACUCGGACGCCAGUAGCAGCGAUCACGAGGCUGUCGAGGAGGCACGUGAGGCCUACGAGGAGGCCUACGAGGAACAUUACGGUGGUGAUGAAGAUGACUGA
Molecule: messenger RNA, 1605 nt
Organism: Verticillium dahliae VdLs.17
Lineage: Eukaryota; Fungi; Ascomycota; Sordariomycetes; Glomerellales; Plectosphaerellaceae
Exons: 3
Coding region: 472-1605 (377 amino acids)
Molecular function (GO): protein binding
Source: RefSeq, a predicted model, not a curated record